CUUCAAUCAUGAGGAAGUGCUUGACGCUCUUAUACUUUUCUUCGCUUCUCUUGAGCGGCCUUUAUCCGCUUUGCUUCGCCGUAAGCACAUCGAAGGGUCGAAAAAAUGUCAACGCUGACCUGAAUAGUAUACCAACGGAGUUGGACCAGGGAAGUGCAGAUCCGAACAUUCAAAGUAGCGCACAAACACUUCAUGAUGGAGCGAUUUUACCGCAGACUAAAGGCAAGAAGGUUAACGUUCCAGACUUGAACUUCCCUGCAUGCGAUAUCCAUAGGCCCGACUGUCCUCAUUGGUCACAUUUAAACAAAACAGAAAGAAAAAGAAACAACCAAAGGUACAAUCGGAGCUUGAAGACAGACGCAGAAAAAGAAGAGAUAAGAAAAAGAGAACGUGAAUAUUAUCGCAAGUUACCUCAAGAGAAGAAGAAGUUAAUCAGUAAACGAAAGUAUCAUGAUGAACAGAAGCGAUUUUCAAAAAUGACCACAGAACAACAACAAAAACAUUUGAAGCAUCGGUCAAAGAUAGCGAUAAAAUCUUACAGGAAGAAAAAGGCGAAUGAUCAAGCAGAUCAGGAGUGAGACGACAGACAGAGCAUAAUCUGACCUGUGUACGAGCAUGCAAGCUAUGCUGACGUUAUCCCACAACUUUGAAUCUUUUGAAGUGAAUAAAGAAUUAACACCUGACAAUUCCGACGAGGCUUUAAAGCGACCUACUCAAGCGCAAGUUAUUAAAGCCGAAUACUUCCAUACGAUUUUCAUAAAUACAUAAUCAUUGCAAGCAAAAACAACAAGUGAAGCCCCUUCACUAUUUUUGUUAAUGCUUUCUAUAUGCCAUGCUUGCUAUUGUAGCUAUAUUUCUGACAUUACGUG
This is a messenger RNA of Meira miltonrushii, 869 nucleotides long. RefSeq lists its product as uncharacterized. Lineage: Eukaryota; Fungi; Basidiomycota; Exobasidiomycetes; Exobasidiales; Brachybasidiaceae. The coding region runs from base 9 to 578 and encodes 189 amino acids. The record is from RefSeq and is a predicted model, not a curated record. The transcript has 3 exons.